AUGGUGAACCUUUGCAUAGCCUUAACACUAAGCUCAAUAAUACUCCUAGGAAUACCUUUGGUCCAUGGAACUGAUCAAGAUCCUCUAGCCAUAGAAGAAUGGUUUAAAAGCCUACCCAACAUGACCCCAAAAACCACACACCUUCACUUCUAUCUACACGACUUACUAAGUGGCUCCAGCCCAACUGCCAUGAGAGUCGCCCAAUCCAACAUUACUGACACCUCUCCAACAAAUUUUGGAUUCAUUGCUAUGGCUGACGACAAGCUCACCUCAGGACCCGAACCCAACUCUACAGUUGUGGGUCAGGCACAAGGUAUCUAUGGCUCUGCGUGUUUAAGUGAGGCCGGCUUACUCAUGACCAUGAACUUGGUUUUUACGGGAGCGGAUUACAAUGGUAGUACUCUAAGCCUUUUGGGGCGGAAUGCAGUGUUUCAUCCGUAUCGUGAGAUGCCAAUUGUUGGUGGCUCUGGGGUUUUUAGGAUGGCAAAAGGUAUCGCCACUGCAAAAACUUAUUAUUUCAACCUUACAACUGGUGAUGCAGUUGUUGAAUAUAAUGUCAUGGUUGUUCAUUAUUAA
This is a messenger RNA of Erigeron canadensis, 576 nucleotides long. RefSeq names its product dirigent protein 22-like. Lineage: Eukaryota; Viridiplantae; Streptophyta; Magnoliopsida; Asterales; Asteraceae. The coding region runs from base 1 to 576 and encodes 191 amino acids. The record is from RefSeq and is a predicted model, not a curated record. The transcript has a single exon.